Molecule: messenger RNA, 8555 nt
Organism: Ooceraea biroi (clonal raider ant)
Lineage: Eukaryota; Metazoa; Arthropoda; Insecta; Hymenoptera; Formicidae
Gene: Larp4B
Product: La-related protein 4B
Biological process (GO): positive regulation of translation
Cellular component (GO): cytosol; cytoplasmic stress granule
Molecular function (GO): mRNA 3'-UTR binding
Source: RefSeq, a predicted model, not a curated record
AUCGUCGUGCAAAACGGCCGCGCGUUGAUCCGCUCGGCGCGGCUGGCCGUGGUACGCACAGGGCGGAUCGUUACGCGCGCGUCGACGCUGCGUCGCGAAUUCGCGCGAGGAACGUGCAAAUUCUCGGCGCCGCCUGUCGCCAGCCGUCGUGCUGCUGCUGCUGCUGCUGUGGUGUCGCGUAUUUCGUCGCGCGCACGCGAGCGUGUGCGUGCGCGCGAGCGAGCGGACGAGCGAUCGCGUAAAACGAUCGGACCAGCGUACGAGGCCCCAGUAGCUGGUUGCUCGCCGAUCGGCGAGGCCGACGAACGUAACGAGUUCGCAAACGCGCUCGACGCCCCGAGAGCGAGAGAGCGAGCGACCAAGUGCCUCGAGAGCCUCUAGUCGAGAAACCGAUCUGCGCGCGAGGCCGCCCGAGAGAGAGAGAACGAGCGAGCGUGCGGGCAGGCACCUCGUAGCGCUAGAUUCAGGGCACAUGGGAUCAUCCGGGCCCGUCUCGAACUCGAGAUGAACGGUGAUUUCGGAUACGUUUACAUGAAUGGGGACAUCGGGAAGCUGCCACCAGGGGCGGUCUACCCAGCCACCCCUGAAACUCUGGGUCCACAAGUUGCGGGUGCAAUUGGUGGCGGAGUGCCUAAUCUAGACUACGGAGUCAUGAACGGUGCCCCAAGCGGCAAUGAACUGAUUCUCGACGCCGGUGUCGGCAGCCUGGAACCCUCGCCGCAGCACGCCAUAGGGAUGCAUGGAGGUGCCGUUGGAUACAGCCCAGUGGAUGUCGCUGCCCUGGGCGACGCGUCCGCCGCUCCACCUCCGCCAGCACCGAUGGCUGAGACCCAACUACCCUUGGAACAGCUCAAGCAAAUGCUCUCUUCGCAACUCGAGUACUAUUUCUCCAGAGAAAAUUUAGCCAACGAUACCUAUUUGUUGUCACAAAUGGAUAAUGAUCAGUAUGUGCCGAUAUGGACAGUAGCGAAUUUUAAUCAAGUGAAAAAGUUGACGAAGGAUAUUAAGCUCAUAACAGAGGUGCUGAGGGAAUCUCCCAAUGUGCAAGUGGACGAAGAGGGACAGAAGGUUAGGCCGAAUCACAAACGAUGUAUCGUGAUACUUCGUGAGAUACCGGACAGCACGCCGCUGGAAGACGUGAAGAAUUUGUUUUCCGGCGAGGGAUGCCCGAGGUUUAUUUCAUGCGAGUUUGCUCACAACAGCUCGUGGUACGUGACAUUCGAGUCCGACGAGGAUGCUCAAAAGGCCUACCGGUUUCUACGCGAGGAAGUUCGAGAAUUUCAGGGAAAACCGAUAAUGGCGAGAAUCAAAGCGAAACCAAUGAACAGGCUACCAAUGCCAGCGGUGGCUAGCGUAGGUGGUAUAAAAAACGGCUACAGAACUCCGCCGCCUCCUCCCGUCUACGAUCCAAGUAGUUAUACGGCUGGACAGCAACGUUUCCUCUAUACUAAUGGCACGACUAUGCCACAGACAACUAUGCCGUACGCGAACCAGGUCGUUUACCACCAGCCAUUCUAUCCCGCCGGUAUGGUGCCUUGGGGACCGGCCAGUCCCGCCGCUUUUUUCGAUAUGUCCGGUGUUUUUUCGAUGAACGGAAUAACACCGCACAACACAUACAAACCUCACAAUAGAUAUCCACGUCACAGGUACGCUGCACAAUGGUCUGAUGCGCGCAAUUAUUCUUCUAGAAACAAGCAGAGAAAUGGCUCUGACCGAAACUGUUUGAUGGAUCCUGCCAAUCCCAGCAGCGGCAAUAACAAUCACCACCAUCACCACCACCACCACCAUCAUCACCAUCACCAACAGUCAUCCAUGCCGCCGCUAAACAGCCGUAGUUCGCAUCCACCUAUGACCGUCGGCGGCGGUGGCGGCGGCAGCAUGCCCGCGAAUUCCUCUACGUCCACUUACCACGCUUCGAGUUUGCCUCCUUCGAAGCCGUCCUCCGCCUUGUUAUCCUCUUCCUACCAGCCCGGCACAAAGUUCCAUUCCUUGUCAUCCGCUCCGUCAUCCGUCGAACACGCGAAGGGACCUUCCUCCUCCUCGCCGUCCUCCGCGCAGGACCAGGACACGGCGGCGGCGACGGCGGCGGUGGCCGAACCCUCCUCCACCUCCUCAUCUUCGGCGCCUUCGUUUCCUCGCCACCGUAUUCAUCGCAGGACCAAAGAUCAGGAGUCAAAGGUAGCAGCUGGGAACAAUCAUCCGCUACCGGCGAUCAAGGAAUCGUUGCCGGCGAGCGGAGGCAGCAACAGCAACUGCGGCAGCGGUCGCAGUAGCGGCGUACAGUUCGAUCUGGAGGCGGCCGCUUUCCCGCCCUUGCCCGGCCUAGACGCCGAUCACGGCAAGGGGUCUACCGAGGUCGGCGCUGUCGGUGGUGGCGCCGGCACCGCUGGCGUCGAAUCCGCGUCGCAGAAUCGAUUGUCCGACGUCGUUAAGGGCACCGCCAAACUCAAGGCCGCCGUCAAGGAUAAAGAGAGCGGCAACCAGCAGCAGUUCCAACUGCAGCAACAGCAGCCGCAGCAACCCGCACCCCCGCCAGUGGUGACAAACACCGCCAGCAGGUCCGCUAGUCCUGGAGCGAGUACCGGAGCCGAGGGAGCGCAGCCGAACACUCUGGGAAAUGCCGCCGCGUCGACGAAUCCAGCGACGAAUGCCGCGCAUGCCCUUAAUCCGCCGACGGCCAACAACGAGAACACGUCUUCGUCGUCGUCGGCCGAUGCUGCCGCGCUCAGCACCAUCGCGCUCACUCCCCCUUCAUCUCCUGAUAAAUCUAUAAAGACUGACGACUCGAACAUGGUGAACGGUGUGGACGACGCUGUAGUUGCGAACGCGCACCUGCCGGCAGUGGUGACGUCGACGACGGCGACGACGACGACGACGACGACGGGAGCAACGGCGACAACGGCCGCGGCGACGACAGACGAUGCCGAACCAAUGACCAGGUGCGAUUGUAACAACGUUGUCGUUGUUCCUCCUCCUACUGCCUCACAGAGCUCUCAAUCGCAAAUUGGAGUGGCCUCCAGCUUCCCUAUAGAUCUUACGAGGCCGAGCUAUGCCCAAGUGGCGCAACAUUGCCGCGAGCUACCUUGUACAAAACACAAAACAGAUGAAAGGGACAGAAAUGUUUAAAAGAUGCAUAAGGAUGGAAGAUACCUAAGCGGCGGACGCGGCUUAAAUAUUGCGAAGCAAGAUGAUAAAAUCUGCAGAUUGGCACGACGACGACGACGACGACGACGACGACGACGACGACCGGGGUACACAAACAAUAUUCAGCUGUGCUAUAUGUGCUACGAUGUCAUCGGUGUCUCGGGGUCAGAUCGGAUCGAGAAUCAGGAUAUCGGAGCUCGCCGCUGCUUUCACCUAUCUAUCUAUCCACCCCCCGGCACUCUCCCCUCUCGGACCGACGCCGUUACGUGCUGCGGGCGCGAGGAAGAGAGAACUUUUUACAUUGUACAGUGACGUCUCGCCUACGAUCAACGAUCGAUCGAUCGACGAAUCGAUCAAGAGAGAGAGAGAGAAUGUGUGUAUGAAAGAGACAGAAUGUGUGUGCGAGAAAGAAAAUAGGGAGAGAGAAAAAGAGAGGAGGAAGAGCAGUGUGUGCGCACGAACAUAACGUGAGACUCGCCACGCGUUAUUAUAGCGGCGCACUUGCCGGCGUUUAUUAUACAGGGUGAUCGGAGAAUUCUGCGGGGCUAAGUUUGUAAGCCGCGAUUUAACGUUGAUGGGUUCGCCGAUAUGCUUGCAAAUCGGCAGUUGUUUUAUUCGCUUCGCAAUUCGUGAGAUGCAAUUCGAUUGUAGUUUAUUCGUGAUCGGUGGGCAUGCGAGAGGGCUUACGAGAAUUUUUUUUCAAGAUCUAAUCGUAAUAGAAUAUUAAGAAUCUGAUGAGAAUCUAAAUGCAAACGUCCGCGAGAAGCGCGUUCAGGUAUGUAAAGUGAACAGCAACUCGGGGAGCAGCUACGUGAAGCUGCUGACGAAGCUACCCAGUCAUCCAGAGGAAUUAUUGGCCUGGCAAACAAAGCUCGGUAGCAAGAUGAUAACAAAAGCCCGGAGAGCAACUGUUUUACUGUUUCAAGGGGAGGUUCGGAGGGAAUCUGAGUAAUUGGAAAUCAAAAAGGCUCCGAUAGAACGUACGGUGAAAUGAAGAGCUCGAGAUUUGACGAAUGAAAUGAUUAACUAAUCGAAAUAUAUUUAUCACAAUCUCGCGCGCACGCGCGAAACUUGUACGAUUUUCAAACACGGGUACACAACUUUGAGCGUACCUAAUAAUAAUGUAAGCUUUAGUUUUAAGAGUUUGUUAGUAAUUAGUAAGUUAAGGACCUUGAAUUAACGUAUAUAUAGAUCUAAAAAAAAUUUCUGAAUUCAAGAGUUCAAACGAGAUAUUCGUACGAUCGCGCAGAAUAAGGGUGGGGGGGGGGGAAGGAAGAGAGACGCGAAGGCGUGUUACCAAAUGACGACAUCUUUCCAAAUGUCUUUCUCUCGACGGCACCGGCUACGCGACUUCCCGAUCACCCAGUACAUCGCGUAAGAGAAGAGUAUUGUUAUAUAUCGUUUUUUGGUUCUGUGAUUGAGGUACAUAUUGGUUAGCUUGUAAAAACGAAAAUGCGUUAAAGAGUUAUAUAAGAUUAAUCUCGAAAAGAGAGAACUCCUUCCCCGCUCCUCCUUCACGCGCGCGCGCGCGCAGGGUAUUCGUAAUAUUAUAUGUAACCGGGAAACACACGUCUCUAUAGCUAUAUAUAUUUGUGCCAAAAACAUUGCCUGACGAAAUCUCCCGAGAUAUGCAACGAAAUGGAUACCGAAGUCAACACCGAAAUCGAGAUUCUCGCCAAAUGCAGAGCCGUGGAGUCUCCCAAGAAAUUUCUCCCUUUUCUACGUUCCUUCCUCCUUGCGAAAAGAAGAAAGCAUGAGAGGAGGGCGAAAAGACCAUAUCUCGGAGGCGGUAGAAGCUGUGAUUUCAUGUAGGAGAUUGCGCGUGAUUUACGAGAUGAUUGCGGAAAUACCAAUGACGAUGAUGACGAGGAGGAGAUGAGGGAGGAGGGCGGUUGGAAAAGCACACAAAGUCGUAUUUUAUGCGGAUGACGCACGUAGGAAACCGUUGUUGUUGCGAAGGAAAUCACCAGUACGACAAUCGGACACGCGAAACUGUACAAGUAACAAGAAUGAAGCGAGUCCACGAUCGAGGAGUGAUCUUAGACGUUACUAAUACCAUUUGUUAAGUAGUUUGUGUUUUACGAUAUAUAUAUAACUGUAAUUAUAAUUAGUAUUAUUAAUGAUUAUUAUAAUGUACGGUAUACGAGAUCCGAUACACAAGAUACGUAAGCGUUUAAUCCAAAAAGAAAACUUGGAAAAAGAUCACGUGCUUUGAUACGUGUUCUCUGGAACCUGUGCUUGGCGAAAUUCGGAUGAGAAAUGAUGAAUUUAACAUAUAAAUGUAGCAACAUUUAUAUCGCUUGUUAUUCUUACUAGUGUAACUGUAUUGGUUUGCGCGAGAAAUCCGUUGCUUGUUGCGCUUACAUUUGCUCACUGUGGUCAUUCCUCGAUGCGUGAAGUCCGAUUUAGUUCUUAUGUGCAAGAUGGAUCUCGCUUCACUCUUGCUACUGCUUGCUACUGUUCAAUGUAAAUCUUCGGGUUCCGUGAUCUAUGGAAUUUUGUCGAAGAUCUUCCCUCGAAGUUGCGCAUUUCGAAAACUUUGGCGUGUCCUCGAUGUCCUUCGCAACAUACCCAUUCCAUCCUUGAUUCUACCGUCGCGGGUUCGAUCUCGCUUUUCGCCCAUCCCGAACAACGCGCGUGUCUAUCUAAGUUUCUUAAUUUUUUGGCUCGUGUAUUAUUUCCAAGCGAUAUCCGAAAUUCGCUUCUCUCUUUCUCAAUUUUUUAUUUCUUUUUCUUUUUUAUCGCGAUUCCAUGGUUUUAUCUGGCCGCCUUUAUCACGACUUGAACUUGAAGAAUAAUUUAGGUUCCUCCUUCGACCGCCCUUUAAACUUGCGCAUUGUUUCGGGAAGGGAUCGUUUCCAUUCCUUGCUCUCCGAAUUUCCAUCGCGAUUCCAUUCCUCGAUUUUCUCAAUUUUUAAUCUCCCCCUCCCAUCGUCCAGUCGUGACUCCAUUACUCUUCCGUCUCGUUUGCCACGAUUGUUUGCACGCCGCAAUUGUUCGUCGACGAGAUUCGUGUGUCACGAAUACGUUGUUCACCAUCGAUUCCGAGACCGCGAGGAGCGUCGUUGCGAAAUCACUUCCGAUUCCGCGUGAAAACUCGACCUUCGUUUUAACUAAUCGCCCAUUAUACUCUUCGCUACAUCGCGAUCGGAUCUUAUUUUUUCUUAAUGACCUUCAUGUGCCAUGAGGUGCAUUAAGAGACAUUUAAGAAUCUUAGGGUCACGCGUUUAUUUGGCAGACAAGGAGAGAAAGAGAGAGAGAGUGAGAAUGAAUGUGCGUAAGAGAACAUGUUAAUUCGAAGUAGCUAGUGUUGCGAGAAUCAGGAAGAUUAAUUGAGCACGCAUUUAAGUGCCUCAAAGUAUGUUGUAUAUUAUUGAGAGAAAGAGAGAGAGAAAAAGAAAGAGAGAUUAUCGCGAUUACCACUAUUAAUAUUAAUUAGUACUAUUGAUUGCUCUAUUAUAUAUUAUUAUCAUCAUUAUUUUAUUAUUAUAGGCAGGAACUUUUGGCUUUAGGUGUUACGACAAUGUAUAUGUACUACAUAUGGACAGAAAUACACAUACAUAAGACACAUACAUGCGUACACACGACACACACAGAGCAAGAAAAAUGGUGCGAAGGACAGAGACAAAUAUAUAUAGAUACAUACAUACAUAUAUAUAUUUGUCAAUGAUUACGUAUGCAAACUCGAACUGACAAAAUGUAAUGAAAAAACGAAAAAAAAAAAGAAAAAACGAAAAACAAGAAGAACGAAAAAUCGAUCUCCUGCAAACAGAGGGAGCGCAACGGGGUGACGUUGCGCCGCAUGUAUACUGCUAUAUUUUGAACUUACGAUGCUGCCGUUUCAUUUUUUUGUCUAUUGUAUACACGUACACGUACAACAGGGCGUUUCAAAUAGGAUUGUCAGCUGUUUUUGUUAAUAUUGAGUUGAAUAAAUCAAAUAAACGAUAUGUCGGACAAAUCGACUCUUCGAGGAUCGUAUGUUGCGCCGGAAAGACGUUCUCCUGGAUUCUUGCGGGUGUUCGCCACUGCGGUAGAACACGUCGACCUUGCGUCGAAUUGUCUGAAAAAAUCUGGAAAAAAUUACGCGUGCGGUAGAUUAGUAGUCUACAACUUCGAAUUCGAAAUUCAAGAAGCAAAAGAAAUCAGUGAGCAAGUCGAUGAAUCUAAAAUCCAAGCAUCCGGACGUCAUGCGAUGACUAAGGAGAAGCGACCACUAAUGCUAAUACUAAUCAAUUCCACCGUGACAAUGCAACUGCGGAAGAAUCGCGGAAUUUGAUCUAGCAAGUCCGGAUAACGAUUUCCUAUCGAGCGUGCGAAACGAACGAACAGUUUUCCCGAAAUCGCAAAGAACCGGGCAGUGGCCGGAAAUGUCUUUUUCGCGUAAUUCUCGCUGGCAGUCGCUUAACAUGUUGUUCUCGCGCGCUGCAUGUCCGCGAGAGAAAAAGGAUCUAUUGGGGGCAGUUUCCGAGGAAGCAUCCCCUUACGCAUCCGAGAACGGGCGGAUGCGCUGCGUGGGGUGUCGCACAGAGAAUGAUCGAUCGUCGAUCGUCGAUGAGCGGUACCGUCGAAUUUUCGGGGCGGCGGUGGAUCGUUUCAAUCCGCACACGUGGUGCUCUAAGGGCGAGUUCUACACAGCGCGUCUCAUUUAAUAAAAAUAUACGAGAUACAGAUCUAUACAUAUAUAUAUAUAUUUUUUUUUGGUGAACCGCGCACGCGGGUUCUCUCCGGGACGCGGUCUCGCUUCGCCGCCACUCUCCAACGAUGUAGUAAAAUAUUAAAUGUAUAUACAUUAUAUAUAUAUAUGCAUAUGUAUACUACUACGCACGAGACAGAUAGACUAAGGCAUUAUAAUUAUUAUACAUACAUUGAUGUAUGUGUGCGUAAUGUAAUUCGCGGGUCCUACGCGACUCGCGGAUUCUAUACUGCGGUUUGUAAUUCUCUCGUGUCGCGGAUUCGUAAGGAAAGAAGAAAAAAGAAAACCCAGCGAUUCGCGUAAUCGCGCGCCUUGUUAUAUAUAUAACAUGCAAGCGACGUUGAACGAUUUGUCGAACGACCUCGAUUUUCCUUUCUUGCAUUAACACAGGUUUUUUGUUUUCUCUUUUGUUUGCCCUUUCCUCGUUUACUUUCUUACACGCGAUGUUGUUCAUUCGAUGCUUUUCGAUAUUACAUGUGUACGUGGAAACAGAAAGCGCGGUGUAAAUGUAGUCGGUUAACGAAAAUUAGAUCGAGGGAUCUAUAGUACCAUAGAUAAUUGGAUGUGUGUGUGUGUGAGUGAGCGAGAAAGAGAGAGUGUAGUUGUGGGUGCGUGUGUGUAUGUAUGUGCAAAAGCGAGAAAGAGAGAGAGAAAGCGAGAAGUAUGGUGUGAAAGAAAAAGAUAUUAGCCCGCGCGAUUAACGGAGUUUCUCGAGCAA